This is a messenger RNA of Aegilops tauschii subsp. strangulata, 1326 nucleotides long. RefSeq names its product very-long-chain 3-oxoacyl-CoA reductase 1. Lineage: Eukaryota; Viridiplantae; Streptophyta; Magnoliopsida; Poales; Poaceae. Gene Ontology annotation, molecular function: ketoreductase activity. The record is from RefSeq and is a predicted model, not a curated record. Gene Ontology annotation, cellular component: endoplasmic reticulum.
CACAGCAAGCAGCCAACCAUCAUCCUCUUCCCAGGGCUAUAUAUGCAUGGCCGUCGACCGCACCAUCGCCCAGCUUGAGCUACACACCUCCCCACUGCCCACCAGUCUCACCGUAGCGGCCGCGUACACGCGCUCGCUUCCUUCCCAUCGCAUGGCCGGGGCAAGAGCGCAGCCCGCGUGGGCGCAGGCGCUCGCGGCGGUGGGCCUCCUCGUCGCAUCGCGCGCCGCAACGCGCCUCGCGCUGUGGCUCUACGCGGCCUUCCUCCGCCCCGCCAAGCCGCUGCGCCGCCGCUACGGCGCCUGGGCCGUCGUCACGGGCGCCACGGACGGCAUCGGCCGCGCGCUGGCCUUCGAGCUCGCCGCCGCCGGGCUCGGCCUCGUCCUCGUCGGCCGCAGCCCCGACAAGCUCGCCGCGGUCUCCAAGGAGGUCAGGGCCAGGUUCCCCGGCGUCGAGGUGCGCACCUUCGUCAUCGACUUCGCCGCCGACGGGCUCGCCGCCAACGUGGCCGCGCUGGCGGAGUCCAUCCGGGGGCUCGACGUCGGCGUGCUCGUCAACAAUGCGGGGCAGGGCUACCCGUACGCGCGCUACUUCCACGAGGUGGACGAGGAGCUCAGGAGGAACCUCAUACGCCUCAACGUCGAGGCCGUCACCCGGGUGACGCACGCCGUGCUCCCUGGCAUGGUGGAGCGCAAGCGCGGCGCCGUGGUGAACAUCGGGUCCGGCGCCGCCUCCAUCAUGCCGUCCACCCCGCUCUACACCGUCUACGCCGCCACCAAGGCGUAUGCUGAUCAAUUCUCGCGAAGCCUAUAUGUUGAGUACAAGAACAAAGGCAUCGAUGUGCAAUGCCAGGUACCCAUGUACGUGGCGACCAAGAUGGCCUCGAUCAGGCAGGCGUCCCUGUUCGCCCCGUCGCCGGAGACGUAUGCCCGCGCCGCCGUGCGCUACAUUGGGUACGAGCCUCGGUGCGCGCCCUAUUGGCCGCACGCCCUCCUGUGGUUCCUCUUCUCUGUGGUGCCUGAGCCCCUCGUCGAUGGGUACGUCCUCGGCAUGUCCCUCGGUAUCCGCAAAAUGGGCCGCGCCAAGGAGGCCAGGAAGAAAGCGGUGUGACACACGCGGUGGAAGAAAGGGCACGUACGCUGGCAAAGAUGGACUCAGAUGAAAAUAUGUGUGUUAAUUCUACAGCUUCAUGUACUCAAAAAAAAAAAAUCUACAGCCUUCAUGACCAAUUGUAACACGACGAACGACUGAAUGCAACCUCCCUUCCCCUUCCAAGCAAUUUUAUUGUAUAUGUAAGGAUUGAUUUGUGAUAUAUACCUAUGUCUUAC